CCGACGCCUCCCCAAACCACCUCUGCAGGCGAGCUGUGGGCGCUGCUGAUUGCCGGCUCCGCCGGCUGGGGCAACUACCGCCACCAAGCCGACGUGGCCCACGCAUACCAGGUGCUGCGGCGUGGCGGCGUCAAGGAGGACCGCAUUGUGACGAUGAUGUACGACGACAUUGCCGACAACCCGGCCAACCCGCACCCCGGCCAGCUCUUCAACCGCCCGCACGGCCCAGACGUGUAUGCCGGCGUGCCGAUUGACUACUCCCGCGACGCCGUCAGCGCCGCCAACUUUUUGGCGGUGCUGGCGGGCGACGCCAAGGGCGUGGGCCCGCGCUCGCGCCACGCCAGCGGCCGCGUCAUCGCCAGCGGCCCCACCGACAAGGUCUUUGUCUACUACUCGGACCACGGCGCCCCGGGGGUGGUGGGCAUGCCCUCCGGCCCCUUCCUCUAUGCCGACCAGCUGCACGCCGUGGUGGCCAACAAGUCCCGGGCGGGCGGCUUUGCCGAGAUGGUCAUCUACAUGGAGGCGUGCGAGAGCGGCAGCAUGUUUGAGGGCAUGCUGGAGGACUCGCUGUCCGUGUAUGCCACCACAGCAUCCAACGGACACGAGUCGUCGUGGGGCACCUACUGCCCGGGCAUGGCCCCCUCCCCGCCCCCCGAGUUUGGCACCUGCCUGGGCGACCUCUACUCGGUGGCGUGGAUGGAGAAUGCAGACGCCUCGGACCUGACGAUAGAGACCCUGAAGAAGCAGUUCCAGCUGGUGAAGGCGCGCGUGUCCCGCAACUUCACAUACACCCAGGGCUCUCACGUCAUGCGCUUCGGCAGCUUCAUCAUCGGCGAGGAGCCCGCGGCGGAGUUUGAGGGCGGCGGCAACAUAGACUAUGGCGCGCAGGCCGCCGACAACGGCCUGCCCUGGGCUCCGCUGGGCGCGGUGCCGCAGCGCGAGGCCGACCUGGUACCGCUGUACCAUCGGUACCAGACGGCGGAGGAGGGGCCCGCCAAGGCUGAGGCCCGGCGCCAUCUAGAGGCCGAGGCGAGUGGGCGGCACGCCGGCCGCGCCCUUGCCGCCUGGUGGCCCAGGCAGCACCCCCUCCACCCGGCGGAGCUUGGUGCGGCUCUUCUCGCAUUGUCGCUCACGGCUGCGUCAUUUCUGCCGCGCCCCGCAGGCGCCGCGCUGGUGGACGACUGGGACUGCCUGCGGGGCAUGGUGGGCGCUUGGGAGGGCGCCUGCGGGCGGCUGGACCAGUACGGCAUGCGCCACACCCGCGCCUUUGCCAACCUGUGCAACGCCGGGCUGCAGCCCGCGGCGCUGGGUGCCUCGGCGCGCGAUGCCUGCGGCAGCAGCGCGCCGCACGCCGGCAAGCUGGUGUCUGGCGGGCCGGAUGCCCAGCUGGUGGCGUCCGCAUGA
Chlorella variabilis is the source of this 1404-nucleotide messenger RNA. RefSeq lists its product as hypothetical. The transcript has 9 exons. Gene Ontology annotation, molecular function: cysteine-type endopeptidase activity. Gene Ontology annotation, biological process: vacuolar protein processing. The annotation marks the transcript as partial. Lineage: Eukaryota; Viridiplantae; Chlorophyta; Trebouxiophyceae; Chlorellales; Chlorellaceae. The record is from RefSeq and is a predicted model, not a curated record.